This is a messenger RNA of Poecilia latipinna (sailfin molly), 4916 nucleotides long. RefSeq names its product colony stimulating factor 1 receptor, a (gene csf1ra). Bases 642 to 3581 code for a protein of 979 amino acids. Gene Ontology annotation, biological process: positive regulation of cell migration; cell surface receptor protein tyrosine kinase signaling pathway; cytokine-mediated signaling pathway. The record is from RefSeq and is a predicted model, not a curated record. Gene Ontology annotation, cellular component: signaling receptor complex; plasma membrane; CSF1-CSF1R complex. The transcript is spliced from 22 exons. Lineage: Eukaryota; Metazoa; Chordata; Actinopteri; Cyprinodontiformes; Poeciliidae. Gene Ontology annotation, molecular function: macrophage colony-stimulating factor receptor activity; ATP binding; cytokine binding.
CCAACUAUAAGAUUCCAUUGUGCUGGACACAUUUGAUUAAUUUAACUACAGUUUGGACUUGAAUUUGAUUCAAGUUGAAUAUAGCCUACUGUAGAUUCAACUUGCAUUGCGAAGGAAGUUGUUGUGAAUUAGCAUCACGUAAAUUUCAUUGAACAGGAUUUUCUACAGGAUCACCUUUUUAUUUUUUUUAUUUCUAAAUGUUUUAAGAGUCUGCAAUCUGACCCAAUCAUAUCUGCCCAUUUGCUGCCAGGCAAAACAGCCCUAUGGCCACCGGUUAGCACUGACACAGAUGAAAAGUCCCACCUCUCCUUUACUGGGACUCUCUCUGUCAAAUUUGAAAUGCCUCAUUAAUUUGUCAAGCAUGAUAAGUUGAACCGCCUUCUCCUUGACACAUGCACAAGUUCCCUCCACCCUCCAGCCCUCACUCACUGAUGAUUGCUGUGUGACUGUAAACAAGCAGAAAGGAGGAAUAAGGGCACAGACAAAGGAAGAGGGAGGAAGGAACUCGCAUGCCCGUGCUUGGAUGCUGGAAACUUCCAAAAAUCCAGGGAAGUUAUUCCAUCCCUCCUUCAAGCUGAAGAAGAGUCAAAUGUGGACUAUUUAGCAGCCGGUGUUUUAACCAGCAGGUCUGGAGUUCAUCCAUGAUGCAGUCCCACCUCACGCUGUUGCUGGUGCUUGUGGCCUCUGCAUCUUCAGAGGAAUGGAAGCCGAUAAUCAAAGUCAAUUCCAAGGUGGUGACGGGCCCCGAGGUGGUGGUUAGGGCCGGGAGGCCUUUGGAUCUGAGGUGUGAAGGCGGCGGACCUGUGAACUGGCAACCCAGGCUGGCCAAACACAGGCGUUAUGUAUCCAGGGGCAACGGGAACGUCCGCGUCUUCAAGGUGGAACGCUCCACGGCAGAAUUCACUGGAACGUACAAGUGCUUCUACACUGCUAAACCCAGUUUCAAUAAUCUGACCUCCUCACUGCAUGUGUAUGUGAAAGACCCACAGCGAGUGUUUUGGACAAGCAGCACAUCUCUGCGUGUGGUGAGAAAGGAGGGUGAUAACUUCCUACUGCCCUGCCUGCUAACAGACCCCUCAGCCACCGAUCUGGGCCUCCGCAUGGACAACGGCACCACUGUGCCACCUGGAAUGAACUUCACCGUGGACAGGCACCGUGGCAUCCUCAUCCACAGCCUCCACCCGAGCUUCAACGCUGACUACGUCUGCACCGCCACGGUCAAUGGAGUGGAAAGAACCUCCAAGGCGUUUUCCAUCAACGUCAUUCAGAAGCUUCGCUUCCCUCCGUAUGUCUUCUUGGAGACAGAUGAAUAUAUACGGAUAGUUGGGGAAGAAAUUAAGAUUCGCUGCACAACACACAAUCCAAACUUUAACUACAACGUCACAUGGAAAUACACCACCAAAUCGAAGCCAAGAAUAGAAGAGACCGUUCGCUCAAAUGGAGAAAAUCGUCUAGACAUCCAGAGCAUCCUGACAAUCUCUGCCGUGGACCUUGCAGACACUGGAAACAUCUCCUGCAUCGGAACUAACGAAGCCGGAGUGAACAGUACAACUACGUACCUGCUGGUUGUGGAUAAGCCCUACAUCAGGCUGCUGCCCCAGCUCUCACCAACACUGACCCUCAAGGGUCUCUCUGUUGUGGUGAAAGAGGGAGAAGACCUGGAGCUCAGCUUACUCAUUGAAGCCUACCCUCAUAUAACCGAGCAAGGAUGGCUGACUCCGACACCGCCCAACACAUCCACACAGGAGCACAAGUUCAUCCGAUACAACAACAGAUACGUCGCAACUCUGCAGUUGAAGAGGAUGAACAUACAGGAGCAAGGACAAUACACUUUCUACGCAAAGAGUGACUUGACCAACGCAUCCAUCUCAUUUCAAGUCCAAAUGUAUCAGAGACCUAAUGCAGUCGUCAGAUGGGAAAAUGUAACUACUCUGGCUUGUACCUCGUUUGGCUAUCCGGCUCCGAGGAUCAUCUGGUAUCAGUGUCUGGGGAUACGACCCACGUGUAAUGAAAAUACGUCAGGGUUGCAGCUGGCCAUCCCUCUCCAGGCUCCCACUGUGGAAGUCCAGAGGGAAGAGUACGGGGCUGUGGAGGUGGAGAGCGUCCUCACGGUUGGACCGUCCAGCCAGAGGAUGACGGUGGAGUGCGUAGCCUUCAACCUCAUUGGUGUGAGCAGAGACACACUCGCCAUGGAGGUGUCUGACAAGCUCUUCACUACAACCCUGAGCGGAGCUGCAGGAAUUCUAGCAAUCCUCCUGGUGCUGCUGGCCAUUCUGCUUUACAAAUACAAGCAGAAACCCCGCUACGAAAUCCGUUGGAAAAUCAUAGAAGCGAGGGAUGGCAACAAUUACACUUUCAUCGACCCCACACAGCUGCCAUACAACGAGAAGUGGGAGUUCCCAAGAGACAAGCUAAAACUAGGAAAGAUUUUGGGUGCGGGUGCAUUUGGAAAAGUUGUGGAAGCAACAGCUUACGGUUUGGGGAAGGAGGACAAUGUCAUGCGCGUGGCUGUGAAAAUGUUAAAAGCCAGUGCCCAUUCAGAUGAGAGGGAGGCUCUAAUGUCUGAACUGAAGAUCCUAAGUCACCUGGGGCAUCACAAACACAUAGUCAAUCUGCUUGGGGCCUGCACUUAUGGAGGACCAGUGCUUGUGAUCACUGAGUACUGCAGCCUCGGUGACCUGCUGAACUUCCUUCGCCAGAAAGCAGAGACUUUUGUGAACUUCGUCAUUAACAUUCCCGAGAUCGGCGAGAGCUCGAACGAUUACAAAAACAUUUGCAUUCAGAAGCAGUUCAUCAGAAGUGACAGCGGGAUCUCCAGCUUCGCCUCAAGCAGCUACUUGGAGAUGAGACCCACUCAGCUGCCAAAUACAGAACAAUCUCGAGAGUCGGACUGCGAGGAGACUGGCGACUGGCCACUGGACAUUGACGACCUGCUGAGAUUCUCCCUUCAAGUCGCGCAGGGCCUUGACUUUCUCGCUGCUAAAAAUUGUAUCCACAGAGACGUUGCUGCAAGGAACGUCCUCCUGACCAGCCGCAGAGAGGCAAAGAUUUGUGACUUUGGUUUGGCCCGAGACAUCAUGAAUGACUCCAACUAUGUUGUGAAGGGAAAUGCCCGUCUGCCUGUGAAGUGGAUGGCCCCAGAGAGCAUCUUUGACUGUGUCUACACUGUGCAGAGUGACGUCUGGUCCUACGGCAUCCUCUUAUGGGAGAUUUUCUCUUUAGGCCAGAGUCCAUAUCCCAACAUGGCUGUGGACACCAGGUUCUACAAGAUGGUGAAGCGCGGCUAUCAGAUGUCCCAGCCUGACUUUGCUCCACUAGAUAUGUACGUCAUCAUGAAAAUGUGCUGGAACCUGGAACCCACAAAGCGUCCGACCUUUAGCAAAAUCGGACAAAUGAUAGAAAAGCUACUGGGGGGCCACCUGGAGGAGGAGCAGGUAAUCUACCAGAAUAUGCAGCAGGAGGUCACAGAGGCUGAUGCCUAUGACAAGCCUAAGUGUCACGAUGGCCCCUGUGACCAGUCUUGUGACCACGACGAGGAGGAGCAGCCUCUGAUGAAGACAAACAACUAUCAGUUUUGUUGAAAGAGUCCCAAACAACAAUACAUUUGUAAAAAAUAAAAAAUAAAAAGCCACAGAACAUUAAAAAAAAUAAUAGAAUGAUUCAACAAAAUAUAAACUGCUGCAGCCCAAGGCUGAGUCCUUUUAUUUUUUUUUUUUUUUUUUUUUUUUUUGUUUUUUUGCGGCAGUGCAGACUGUUACCCUCUCGGCUAUUUUUUACUCUCUUGUGCCUGUUCGCCAGACAGACGACCGGCUGCAGCGAAAGCAUGUGACUCGCUUCUGUGCAGACCAUGACUAGAAACUGCCAAUUCCAACCUCGACUGCAAGACACGAAGGGAGGAAUCAUGUCAACAAGCAUGCAAGCUCUACAGAGCUGUUAUUAUAUUGAAAACAUCGCCACUGGUGGACUGUUCAUCAGUCUUUCGUCUUGCAUAACAUGUUUAUUUUAUCGGUUAUCUGCUGUACAUCGUCUUUAUUACAUUGUUUACUGUAACAAGGUGACAAGUCUUGUUUUUUUUGUUUUUUUUUUUUGUGGAGGUUGAAAUCAGCAGGAUCACUUCCUUUUUAAAUGGUUUUUAUUGCCAGCACGUGCAAUAUGAGCUUGCGUGUACUGCAUGCGCAAUAAUAACUGCGAACAUUGGACUAAAACGGUUCGAUUUAUGAUUUUCUCAAAGUUAGUCAGUUUUUUUUUUUGUUUUUUUUUUCUUCUCACUCUUUUAGGUGAAGGUCGGAAAAACAUGUUCCUUCCUAAUCUGUACAUGGUAAAGCAACUGAAACGAGGAGGCAAAUGAAUGACCAUGUUGUUUUCUCGGUGCCUCGGUCAUGGCUCGUUUUCUUUGCAAUGCUCGUCAGUGGUUAGUAACGUGAUUGUUCUGCUUCACUUUAAUUAAUUUAGCGGUGUAGUUUAGAAGCAGAAAGAAUCUGUGGAUGUAUUCUGGGCCUUUCAUGUCUGACAAUGUGAACUUCUUAUCGUUUUUUUUUAAUGUACAUUUUGUACGUGACAACUGGAUCUUUUCAUUCCCCGGCAUUAGAUGAAUGUUUCACUAAUGUCUGUAUGUAGCAGUCAGCCUACACUGCCAACUGUAAGAUGAUUUUUAGAAUGAUUUAUAAGCUAUACGAGCGAUACAGAUGGAAAAUUUGUGCGAUGUCAGGCAUUUUGUACGUGUCCGCGUCUGAAGGUGUCUCAUAGUGUAUGAGACAAACUCAAGUUAUCUUUGUUUUCACUGGAAUGUUGUAGAUUGUAGCACAUCGGUAUUUCAGUGUGUGUUUUUUGUUUGUUUGUUUAAAUCAGUGCAGAUGCAGUUGUUGAAUAAAAUCUUACCAAUAAAAGUCCAGCUCCCACUUCGGUAAACCUCGGAA